AUGCGUCAGGGAACUGUUACUCCGCCACACAUAGAAAUCGGUAAUUAUCCGCUACUCAAUAGCCCGACGUGUGGUUUACGUAAAGUGAAUGGAGAAACACAAUCACGAAUAGUGGCCGGAGAUAUGGCAACAGUGGGUGAGUUCCCGUGGAUGGCAUCCAUUCAAUACGUGGGAAACAACGGCUCUCAACCCCCGGCUUUUAUAUGCGGCGGAGCUCUGAUCGCCGAUCAAUGGGUUAUAACCACUAAACACGGUUUUAUAGAAAAUCGUCCGCCGAUUACUCACGCCCACCAAUUUGUUGUGUAUUUGGGAGCCUUUCAUAUCAAUGGAAGCACUCAAGAGAUGAAGGAAACGGCAACCGAUUUCUAUUUAUACCCCGACUAUGAUUUGGCUUUGAUUCGUCUGUCCAGACAUGUGGUGCCAGUCGUCCGAUCGGGAGAUUAUUUGGUGAAUAGUGUUUGUGUGCCGAAAGAAAAGCUACUAAACUCUGUGCCAGAGUUUGUGUGGAUCUCGGGUUUUGGUUAUAUUGACACUGAGGGACGGGGUGAUUCGGGUUCACCUGUGGUUCAAUUUGUGUCCGGAAAAGCUGUGUUAGUCGGUGUACACGCGGGUGGAAGAGCAGAUGCCCUAGAUCAUAAGUGCGCUAGCGGCAUUUUUUUUGGGCACCGCAUCUCAUUCUUCAUCGAUUGGCUCAAACACUUCAUUGAACCACAAAUGGCUGCGAGUAUUGACAACAUUCAGCCCAAGAAGAGUAAUGGCUCUCAAAAUUUC
Messenger RNA from Medioppia subpectinata, 771 nucleotides. Lineage: Eukaryota; Metazoa; Arthropoda; Arachnida; Sarcoptiformes; Oppiidae. The record is from the annotation of a GenBank genome assembly.